Arabidopsis arenosa is the source of this 795-nucleotide messenger RNA. Lineage: Eukaryota; Viridiplantae; Streptophyta; Magnoliopsida; Brassicales; Brassicaceae. The record is from the annotation of a GenBank genome assembly.
GCCUUAUCACUCACCAAAAGUCGUCACAUAAUAUCACUUUCGAGUUGUCAACAUCCGUACAUGUCAUCCAUAGAGCCGAAAGUAAUGAUGGUUGGUGCUAAUAAGAAACAACGAACCGUCCAAGCUAGUUCGAGGAAAGGCUGUAUGAGAGGAAAAGGUGGACCGGAUAACGCGUCUUGCACCUACAAAGGUGUUAGACAACGCACUUGGGGCAAAUGGGUCGCUGAGAUCCGUGAGCCUAACCGAGGAGCUCGUCUUUGGCUCGGUACCUUCGACACCUCCCGCGAAGCUGCCUUGGCUUAUGACUCCGCAGCUCGUAAGCUCUACGGGCCCGAGGCUCACCUCAACCUCCCUGAGUCCUUAAGAAGUUACCCUGAAACGGCGUCGUCUCAGGCGUCCCGGACGACACCAAGCAGCAACACCGGUGGAAAAAGCAGCGACUCUGAGUCGCCGUGUUCAUCCAACGAGAUGUCAUCAUGUGGAAGAGUGACAGAGGAGAUCUCAUGGGAGCAUAUAAACGUGGAUUUGCCGGUAAUGGAUGAUUCUUCUAUAUGGGAAGAAGCUACAAUGUCGUUAGGGUUUCCAUGGGUUCAUGAAGGAGAUAAUGAUAUUUCUCGGUUUGAUACUUGUAUUUCCGGUGGCUAUUCUAAUUGGGAUUCCUUUCAUUCCCCACUUUGAGGUGUCACUAGACUCUCUUUAAUUAUUAAGACUUUAUCAUAUACAAAAUUACAUAUACAAAUAUAGUCACCUCACCGUGAUCUAGGAUAUAUAUGUAAAUAUACACCAGUUCCAUGU